Vigna radiata var. radiata (mung bean) is the source of this 1354-nucleotide messenger RNA. Its product is annotated as probable serine/threonine-protein kinase CST. Gene Ontology annotation, biological process: protein phosphorylation. The transcript is spliced from 6 exons. The record is from RefSeq and is a predicted model, not a curated record. NCBI's taxonomy places the organism in Eukaryota, Viridiplantae, Streptophyta, Magnoliopsida, Fabales, Fabaceae. Gene Ontology annotation, molecular function: ATP binding; protein kinase activity. Bases 135 to 1274 code for a protein of 379 amino acids.
ACUAAGAAUGCGAAAUUAUUGUUUGAUCUAAAACUAGUUGGGAUGGACAGUUUCAAAUUUAAGUGAAUGCAAUCCAAGACACAAUCUAAUUAACCAACUGACAACGAAAACCAGAAGUUUUUGAUUGGUAUAAGAUGGGUCUCUGCUUCUCGGGUGCUCCAUCACUCCAUUCCUCUUCACUCAAUCGCCCUCACUAUCCAGGUGCAUCAGACAUUCACGGUAGCAACGUCGAAUUCUCCGAAACCACCACAACUACUGAGAUCAGAAAGCGCCAGUUUUCCGUGAGAGAAAGCAUUUACAGCGAUUACUCUCCUCUUCCUUUUACCCAUGGUCAAAUUCUAAAAUGGCCUGAGUUGAAGGUGUUCAGUUUUGAGGAGCUGAAAUCUGCCACAAGGAAUUUUAUGUCCGACAGAUUGGUCGGUGAAGGCGAGUUUUGCAGAGUUUACAAGGGAUGGUUGGAUGAGAACACCCUCACCCCCGCCACACCAGGCUCUGGAGUUGAAGUUGCCAUCAAAAUGUUCAACCCGGAAUGUGAUCACGGGUUUUCACAGUGGCAGUCUGAGGUAAACUUUUUAGGAAGGCUUUCUCAGCCCAACGUGAUCAGGUUACUGGGAUACUGUUGGGACGAGGAUCAGUUUCUUCUUGUGUAUGAUGAGUUCAUGCCAAACGGAAGCCUCGAGUGUCAUCUCUUCGAAACAAGAAAUCAUAGCACGGAGCCACUUUCUUGGAACACCCCGCUUAAAAUAGCUAAGGGUGCAGCUCGGGGAUUAGCUUUCUUGCACGCCAACGAAAAUAAAGUCAUAUUCAGAGAUUUCAAUACCUCAAAUAUACUUCUCGACGAGAAUUACGAUGCAAAAAUAUCAGAUUUUGGCAUAGCUAAAUUGGGACCAUCAGAGGGACAAUCACAUGUAACUACCAAGCUCAUGGGCACCUAUGGUUAUGCUGCUCCAGAAUAUGUUAUUAGAGGGAAGUUGUAUGUGAAGAGUGAUGUGUAUGGAUUUGGUGUGGUGCUUCUUGAAAUACUGACAGGCUUGAGGGCACAUGACAGAAGAAGGCCAACAGGGAAGGAGGACCUGGUUGAUUGGACAAUACCUUGUUUCUCAGAGAAGUUGAAAAGCAUUAUGGAUGGAAGGAUAAAGGAUCAAAUUUCACCCAUGGCUGCAUUAGAAUCAGCACAACUUAUUAUGAAAUGCCUAGAGCAUAUCCCUGAACUACGUCCUUCAAUGGAACAAGUACUUCAGGGAUUGGACGCUAUUCAACAUAUCCAUUCGUGAUACCCAACCAAGAUCUGUAAUUAUUUUCCUUCUUAAUUUUUACUAUAUUGAAGUUUGAAAGACAAAAUAAUAUUUAUUCA